Leishmania major strain Friedlin is the source of this 1485-nucleotide messenger RNA. RefSeq lists its product as hypothetical. Lineage: Eukaryota; Euglenozoa; Kinetoplastea; Trypanosomatida; Trypanosomatidae. The record is from RefSeq and is a predicted model, not a curated record. The transcript has a single exon. Bases 1 to 1485 code for a protein of 494 amino acids.
AUGUCCAGUGAUGAGUUGCCGCCCAUCAUUGAUACCCCCGUGCCACCGCGGCCUGCGCUCUAUGUCCCGCCCGAGGAGCGCGACCCGAGCGAUGAAUCACUCGCUUUUCUCAAACCGGGUAGCCCACUACAGCAUCUGACGCGCCGCAGCGAGGAGGUACAGCUCCCGGAAGGCCUUGAUCGGGCUCCGUCGAUUGCCGAGCGCCAACGGGCUGCCCCCAUCUACAUGGAUGCUGACGCUGCGAGAGUGCGCAGCACAAGCGUGCACGCUGGGCAGUCUCUUCUUCGAUCUUCUGGGAUCGACACGAGCGCGUACUACUACAGCGUUCCACAGGCACCGUCUGCUGCAGAGGGGGAUGUGUCAGCGGUCGGCGCACUGGAUGCAUCGCACCGUAGUCGCCUGCACAUCCUCCGGGAACACGCUCCCCACCGGGGAUCGGAAUCAACACCGCUCGGCGCCGACCUCACGGCUGGCGUCUUGAGCGGCGGUAGUGUUGGUGCAGGCAGUAGCUGUAGCACCGCAAAGGAGCGAAGCAUGUUCGCAGCGUCGCACGAGUUUGCUGCCGUAGAGAAGACACCGGAGGAGUUGGAAGACGAGAGGCAGCGGGCGGCCCCGAAACCCAUCGCCAAGCAGCUGGAGGCGGACAUCAAGAAGCUCGAGUACUACCAGGGUACCCCGCAGUACGAUAAGCUUCUCGCAGACUUCCGUUUCAAGUACAGUGCAGAGGGGACUGCGACGAAGGGCGCCAAAGGGCCCGUUUACACGGCGGAAGAGGUGAAGUGCGGCUUGGAGGGGCAGCCAAUCGAUUACCACCACAGUAGCACCAAGUUGCAGGCGGCACUGCUCUCUGGACCGCGUGCCUACGACCCUGUCACGAUCAUGCAACAGCAAGGCAUCUUGCGCUUCCAGGGCUAUGCGUUUCCGCCUACGGUGGAGCUCGGGAAAUUGAAGGGAGACGGUGAUGAGCUGAAGGCGCUGCACAACGCGCACAAGAGCCACUCUCUUGUCGCACAGGUGCGGCGUGGAAUGAAUGCGCUGGUUGGGCGCAAGGAUGCGUGUGAUGAUUACGUGGCGAUGGAGGACAAAUCGAAGGAGGAUACCCAUCUGCUGUACCGCACCUUGGGCCUCGAGGCGGUACAGCGGCGGCAGAUGCGCUACAUGCUGACUGAUUUCGAUUACGCAGACAGAAGCACCGCGUUUCAUGUCAUGAUGUCGUACCCGUACACAGACUGGCUCCACGUGUUUUACAUGGUGCUAGUAGGCUGCUGCUUGUAUCAGCUUCAGGUUCGGUGCGGCGCCUACGAGUUUUACGACGAGUAUCUGGGGCUUGACCUCCGCCAAGUGCCGCGGCUGCAGAAGCCGAUCCUGGCCGGCAUCACCGUUGUCGUCAUGAUCUUCUUCUUUUUCCAGCCUCUCUUGGUCGCCAGCAUUGCGACAACAAGAGCGUACCGGAUUGCAAUGAAACGCCCCAUCGGCCCUCCGUAG